This is a messenger RNA of Hibiscus syriacus, 1679 nucleotides long. Its product is annotated as chaperone protein DnaJ-like. The transcript is spliced from 11 exons. NCBI's taxonomy places the organism in Eukaryota, Viridiplantae, Streptophyta, Magnoliopsida, Malvales, Malvaceae. Gene Ontology annotation, biological process: protein refolding; response to heat. The record is from RefSeq and is a predicted model, not a curated record. Gene Ontology annotation, molecular function: ATP binding; heat shock protein binding. The coding region runs from base 71 to 1654 and encodes 527 amino acids. Gene Ontology annotation, cellular component: cytoplasm.
GAGGGAGCGCUAAAAGCCUAAAACCUCAACAAAAUUGCUAAACCCCAAGCCCCUGCUAAUAGGAAAAAGAAUGGCAACCUCGUAUCCAGUCCAACAUUGUGGAAUUAGACAUAUCUCGUUUCUAUUUCAUGCCGGUGGCAGUGGAAGCUCCGUCGUCGGCUUGGGUUGGAGCGAUUCCCAAUUCUUCUGCAAAACCCAACCCCCUUUCUAUCGUCUUCGUAUCGUCAACAGGAAAUGCCGUCGCAGCGGCAUAAUCAGGGCCGCCGGCUCCGAUUAUUAUUCCACUUUGAACGUCAGUCGCGGUGCCACUUUGCAGGAGAUUAAGGCCUCUUACAGGAAUCUUGCUCGCAAGUAUCAUCCAGAUAUGAAUAAGAGUCCUGGUGCAGAAGAGAAGUUCAAAGAGAUAAGUGCUGCAUAUGAGGUCCUAUCAGAUAAUGAGAAAAGAUCUUUAUAUGAUCGCAUUGGCGAGGCAGGCUUACAAGGAGGAUAUGAUGGAUCAGGUGGUGCUUCAGCGACGGUCGAUCCAUUUGAAGUGUAUAAUGCAUUCUUUGGUGGUUCUGAUGGGUUCUUCAGUGGAACGGGUGGACCAGGAGGCUUUAAUAUUAAUUUGAGAGAUAAGGGAAACAAUGAUCUUGACAUUUGGUAUGACCUUCAGGUGAGCUUUGAAGAAUCCGUGUUCGGAGGAAAGCGUGAAAUUAUGAUAUCCUAUCUUGAAACAUGUGAUGAUUGCGGUGGAACAGGUGCUAAAACUAGUAGUUGCAUAAAAUCAUGUACCGGUUGUGGAGGUAGAGGAGUGGAAAUAAAAUCCCAAAAGACUCCAUUUGGAAUUGUAUCACAGGUUUCUACUUGCUCAAACUGUGAUGGCAAGGGCAAGAUAAUCACUGAUAAUUGUCGAAGAUGUGGUGGCAGCUGUAAAGUAAAGGUGAGACGAAGUAUGAGAGUCAUCAUACCCCCUGGCGUUACAGAUGGUUCCACAAUGCGAAUACAAGGAGAAGGCAAUUUUGAUAAGAUAAGGGGAUUAGUUGGUGAUCUCUUCGUAGUCAUCCAUGUAGGAGUAAAGCAAGGAAUUUGGAGGGAAGGUCUCAAUCUUUACUCAAAGAUCAAUGUUGACUACACUGAGGCAAUACUGGGCACGGUGGUGAUGGUAGAAACUGUUGAAGGUAUUAAAAAUCUUAAAAUCCCCCGUGGGGUUCAGCCUGGUGAUAAAGUGAAACUGUCACGCUUAGGAGUUCCAGAUAUCAAUAAACCUUCAGUUAGAGGUGAUCAUCACUUUAUUGUGAAUGUUCUGAUCCCCAAAGAUAUCAGCAACGAAGAACGUGCACUUGUUGAGGAAUUAGCUUCACUCAAAGCAUCUAAGAGAAGUUCUCCUUCUAAUCAUGGUGUGCAUGAAGCUAGCAAAUCCAACGAGGCUUCAAAGGAAAAGACCAGCCGUGUCGCUUCUUUGUGGAACUCAGUUAAAGCCUUCUUGGGGAAAAGACAGUCCCAAGAACGGUUUGCGUCAAUUACCGCAGACACGGCAUCAGCGUCGUUGUUGCGGUCCCAUUGCAAUUCAGAUAGCAGCCUAGUAACAGUCGCCUAUCUUACGGUUUUCGUAUUUAUUUUGAUUUCGACGUGGAUGCAGAGGAAGUUGAAUCACAGAAACCUUUCAUCAUAGUGAAAGACCAAUGCAGCAACGAGUG